This is a messenger RNA of Cuscuta campestris, 1931 nucleotides long. The record is from the annotation of a GenBank genome assembly. NCBI's taxonomy places the organism in Eukaryota, Viridiplantae, Streptophyta, Magnoliopsida, Solanales, Convolvulaceae.
CUCCCUCUCUCAAGUCUCACCCCUUUGUUAGUUCGUCUCUCUCAAGUCUGCUCUUCGUCGCCUCUUUUCCUCUACCGGCCGAAAUUCCCAGACAUCUUUCGCCAGGACAGCUGGAAUCAAGACUACUGCAAUCCCGCCUCUCAAGCUUCACCCUAGAUUACUUCGCAGUCCUGAAAUCGCUGUAAGUUCUCGAAUUUCAGGUUAUUUUCUAAGGUUGCAUUGGGGAGCAGUUCUUUUUGAAAUUAAGUACUUCUUUGCAAGUGCGCAAUUAUGUCUUCCGGAGCACGUAUGUAUGUCACGGAUGAUAGCUUGAGAAGUAUAGCAAGAUCUAACAAAAAUCAGAUGUCAUCCAAGGAUAUCUUUACCAUGCGGAAGACAACAGAUUAUGAAAGGCAGAGGGAACUCAAUAUUGAAAGAAACAAUAAGAGGUUUCAGGAACUUGGGAUACCUAGCUGCGUUAGGUUCAUCAUUGAAAAGAGUCAAAGCACAUGUUAUUGAGAAUAAUGUUGCUGAUGGGGAUGAUGAGUAUGUUCCAACAUACGAGGAGAGAAUGCAUGCUAAAGAUGAUGAUAGUAUUGCCUUUAAAAAAAACAGCACAUUGAAGACUUCAUUUAAAAAACCAAUUUCUCGACAAACCUCAUGUUUUAAGCCUCAUACUCAAAUGAUCUUUUCUGAUGAAAUGUUUGAAGCCUCUUCGAAUCCGGAAAUGACCGGGCUUACAAAAGAAACGAGUGUGUCUGGACUAGAAAGCAUCAACCAACAUCGCAUUCAUGGAUAUAAUUUGAAUGGAGGUGCAUCUGAAAGGCAAGCUUCAAUAACAAGAUCAACCACGUCACAGAAUGAUUUUGUUAGAGUCCAUGAAAGAGAAAAAACAGGUAUGUUUGAAGUAGAAAGCCUUAACCAACAUCAUACUCAUGGAAGUAAUUUCGAUGGAGGUGAAUUUGAUAGACGUGCCCCACCAACAAGAUCAACCACUUCACAGAGAGAUUUUCUCAGGGUCCAUGAAAGAGGUAGUGGUCUCUCAGGGUACACUUUCUCAGAGUACAUUUCAAGAACAGAUCAUUCCGAAAAUGAGGCCAUUUUGGCACAAUUACUCUGGUUAUCACAUCAACAGGGGACUUACUUUCUAAAAGGAAAAGGGCAUGACCAGUGCCACUUUGCUCCAUCCUUCUUAGGACUCCCUUUGGGGGCUGAAUUGCAGAGAAGAUAUGUGGAGCUACAAGCAAAGAAACCAGAUUCAGAUGAGUGUGAUGAAGAGAAUCUAUCAGAAACUGAACAAGUGGAAGAGGAACCAUACUAUUUGGCCCUAUGGGAAAUUACUAAGAAACGCAAAAAUGGUACUUGGUCGGAUGAGUAUGCAGAGAAAGCAUAUGAUGAUCUCAAAGCAUUGCAUCAGGAACAACUGGAUAAAUAUGGAGAAGUUAAUCUCACUCCACAAGAGGCUUUUGAGAUUGUUCUUAAACAUAAACAAGGGUCAAAUCAUCAAAGGGGCAUGGGACAAGGAGUGUUGUCAUUUCAUUCUUAUGUGAAGAAAGAUAUUACAAAGGUUCUUGAGCAAGAGAGGAUUGAUACUGAAGUGAAUAAAAGAGUGUCUGAAAUUAAUGAAACUUAUGAAGCUCGUAUCCGUGCCCUAGAGGAAAGAUUGGCUUCUUUACCACGUUCAGAGGGCAUCAAGUAAUUCAUCUCAACAUGUUCAUUUCACUUCCAAGGACCAUAGCCCCCUCGAAUGAUACAAGCAAGGGUCAAUAUGAGAGAUGUCAUUCAGUUUCUACGACUUUGGGUGGAAUUACAUUCGAGAUAGAUGUGACAAUGCAAGAUGAAAUGAAAAGAUGAAGCUUAUUAUUAGAUGUUAAGCGUUUAAGAUACUUUAACAAUUUUGCCAUGUUUAGUACUAUAUUUAUUUUAUGUCGAAACCCUAUUAUAUUAACAAU